Besnoitia besnoiti is the source of this 12132-nucleotide messenger RNA. RefSeq lists its product as uncharacterized. Lineage: Eukaryota; Apicomplexa; Conoidasida; Eucoccidiorida; Sarcocystidae. The transcript is spliced from 11 exons. The coding region runs from base 1 to 12132 and encodes 4043 amino acids. The record is from RefSeq and is a predicted model, not a curated record. Gene Ontology annotation, cellular component: fungal-type vacuole membrane.
AUGCCGGGUCCCGCCCCGCUGCUGGUAGCUCCGCCGCCGCCGCACGGGCGAGACAUCCCCGAGCGCGUAUACGUCGCUGCGGCCCUGUUUCCGCCGCCAGUUCGCCGCCGCGUGGAGCUAUCAGCGAGCGCCCCGAGAGGUGGCGCGUUUGAUAAGGGCGUCUCGUCGUUGCCAGUCUCCGCGCGUCUGCAGUCUCCGCGGCGGCUCGCUGCGAUGGGCGACGGCUCCCCGCCCGCCGGCACGCCGACGGCCUCCGUGUCGCCCGCAGUCGCGGGCCUCGGCUCCGUUCUGCGCCUCGUGGCCAGCGACAAACAGACAGAGAAAGGCAUGCGCGACUGCCGCCGGGCGUCGCCUACACGGCGCAUCGUCGGGGCGCAGAAUGCGUUUCUGUUCUCCUCGCCUGGAGAGGCUGGCGCGUUGCGCGCAGGCGUAGGAAGUUAUCGUGCCGUGCAGCAGGGGCUGCCUGUCACGCCUCCGCGGACUUCGCUGUCACCGAGCUCGCUGUCGCCCAACUCGCUGUCGCCGCUCGUUCCUGAAAGCUGCAGGCGGUCUCCUCGACACGCCGCCGCAGGCGAGGACGACGCGCGACGCGCCUCGUCUUCUUCUUCCCUCGCUUCCUCCUCUGCUUCGUCCUCGUCUCUGGCCGUCCAGCGGAUGGAUCGCGAAGAAUCCCGCGCGGCGCUCCUGGAGCCUGUUUCGGGGGGCGGCCUCGCCUUCUGUCCGCCGGGCGCCGCCGCCGCCGCCGCCGCCACAGGGCCCGCGCUCGCGGGGGAGACAGGCGGAUCGCCGAGGCAGGCGUGCGGCACGGGCUCGACGCCUCGGGCGCCGGUGAAGAAGCCCUUCCGCUACGAGCUCGUGCAUGCGAGUGCGCCGCCGGAUUUCGACAAAGAGCGCGUGUCGAGCUUCAGUCUGUCCUCACUCGACGACGGCCGCAGCGUGGGGAGUGCGCUGACGCGGAAGUCUGACCGCACCGUGGCGUCCGCGCGAGACGCGAAGGCCAGCCAAGAGGAGAGCGCGGCUGCUACUCGCGCCUUGCCUGGCGGCGCCAUGACGAAAGGGGCUCCUUCCGAGCGGCCGCCGCAGCCCGCGGCGGCGGUUGCGACCGCUGCGCCCUCAGAUGCAGACGCGUGUCCGCAGGGCGGCGGCGGAGGGGGCGAGGAGCAGGGCUCGCAGAGCGCGGGCGCCGCGCCGAACGUCCGGGUGCGCAGUGGCAAAGAUGACGCGUCGGGUUAUUCGUUCCUCGUGCCCCGGGGAUGGUCGCGGAAGUCCGAUAGAGACGAGGGCGCAGCUGGCGCGGGCGGUGCGGCCUCGUGGCUGGGCACGUGGCGAUUUUGGCACCAGCGCAGGGGCGGGGAUGGGAAGGGCGGCACCCAGGGGGACACGGCGCGCGAGGGCAGCGCGUCAGGCGAGCAGCCGCCCUGCGUGUACGCGCGGGUCACGAGUGGAGACUCGGGGCUUCCCCCCGGCGCGCCGCCGUCGUCGGCGCUGGAGAAGAAGCGGCGCGAGGGCGAGGGGACAGAGGAGACGCUGCCGGGCGGCGAGAAUCUGUUUACCGACGGCGACGACUCGCCGGCGCCGACGGAGAAGGAGGACGCGCCGGAGAGCUGCCAAGGGGGGGAGGACGGCGAAGAAGACGGGGGUGGCUUCUGGAGUUACGCGAAGCUGCCGCUGUGGCUGCGCAAGAGUCGCCGUCGUCAGUGGAUGUGUCUGGGUGUGCUGGUGCUGCUGCUGCUCCUGGUGAUAGGCUUGCCAGUUCUCUUCUGUCUGGUCGCGCCGCGGAUCGUCGCGGAGCAAGUCAAGGCGGCGAAGAUUCGGGUGCUGUCGACAUCGAUCGACCAGCCCGACGCGACCGGCUUUCUGUCGACGAUUGUUUUCGAGUUCGACUCCGCGAGUCCGGUGAGCGCGCGCGUCGCAGAUCUGCCGGUGGAGAUCUUCUGGUCUGGCCGAAAGGUGGGGAGGACUACGGUGCCGGCCUUCAACAUGGAUUCGUCGACGCGCACAGUGGCCUUCUCGUCUGACUUCCGCGUGACCGAUCGCGCGCGCUGGGACGCUUUCCUGACGAGCGUGAUGCGCGAGGGCGGGGGCGAGUGGCGCAUCGUGGGGCGUGCGAGCAUCCGCGCCCUCGGUCUGACGUUUAACGACAUCCCGUUCGACAAAACGGUGGCGAUUGAGGGUCCCCCGCUGCCUGGCACGCCCGCCGCGUUGCGACUCGCGGCCGAGGAGGGGAAGCAAGGCGGGCGGCAGAUCUUCCAGGUGAAGCAGAUGGACCUGACUGAGAGCGACGCCGACACGCUCCGCCUCCGAGUGCACGUCGACUUCCUCAACUUGAGCACGACGUCUAUCGACUCGCUUGGCGAGAUCAGCUUCCUCAUGCUCUACAAAGGCACGCCUGUCGGCGUCAUGCGCUCUGACGGCGCGAUUCGCCUUGUCCGCGGCGUCAACGAGUACACGUUUGUCGGCGAAAUCCAUCCGAAGGUGAUUCCCAUGGCGCUCGAGCUGGGCCUGACGCCGCGCCGCGCCGAAGCGGCCGAGGCCAAAAACGCCGGCGCCGAGCGCGGACUCCCCGCGCGGAGCGUCGAAGAGAUCGCCGCGACCCCGCGCAUGCCCUCUCCAGCCGACGUCGACGCCUUCCGCGGCGCGCUGUCAGAAAUGAUGUCGAGCUCGCUCUCUGGAGGCCAGGUGAGCGUGAGAACACUCGGAAUCCUCGCGACGCAGCCGCUUUUCGACGCGGCCGUCCGCGCGCUGUCUGUCGAGACUCCCGUGGAGAAUCUCUUCGACGCCUCCGAGACGCCAGUCUCUGCGAUGAACGUGCGCCAGCGCGGCGGCGGCGGUGUGAGCGGCACGAGUCGCUACGGCAGCGGGAAGGGCCUUGUGAAGGAAAUGCGCUUCGAUCACCUCGACCUCAGCGCGGACGCAGACGGUGAGAAUCGCGCCCGCAUCUCCGCGAAAGUCACCGUACGAUUCCUUAAUCCCCUCGGCAAGACGUCGCCGCUGGAGAUUCGACAGGUGACGAUUUCGGCGUCUCUGCGGCGCGGCGGCUUGCAAGGCACGCCCGUGGGAGUGAUCCACGGCGUGAUGGUCGCGACGGGCCCUCCGCAGCGCGUGGAGAAUCCCGAGAUCCCUCUGAACCGCGGUGUGACGGACUCGUGGGAGGCCGACGAGAAGGAGGCGAGCGGCAUCGCUGCGCACGCGCCGCAGCUGCAGACGUCCCUGCAGCGACAGGAGAAGCGAGUGAACUAUUCCGAGGGCGCAGCGGGCUCGGCCGGCGCCUUCCUCGCCCGCACGACGACCGCGGUCCCGAGCCGUGGCGCGUCUUCUGCGGAGGAACGCUCGCCGCGGGCGCUCGCUGCUCUGCCUGAGGAGAAGACAAACGUGCUGGUGAACACCUCGGAGAUGGACAUCACGUUUGAGAUGCAGGGCGCGAUCAACUUGGUCGAGGACGGCAGGCCGUUCUCCGCCUUCAUUCGCGAGGUGGUGACGGUCAACUCGUCCUUCGUCUCGCUCGCCUUCACCGAGUCCGAGGCGGAGAUUCAAGCGGUGACGGCCGUUGGGCCUCUCUCGCUGCAGCGCGUGCGACUGGACCAGACGCUCGCCAUGGCCUCGAUGGGCGACAUGCGCAACGUGAAGGUCGAGAGCUUCGAGGUGAUGGGUGAGGCCCCCGGCGCGUGGCUCAUCGCCACCCGCGUCGUCUUCCCCUCCAAGGCCCCGGCGUCGGUGUACCUGGGCAACCUCGGCCUUAAGCUCAGUUUCCAGGGCGUGCCAAUGGGCUACGUCGCCGGCCGCGACGUCUACAUCUCGCAGGGCGAAAACCGCAUCACCUUUUUCGGGCGACUCCAGCCUCCGCUAGACGCCACGGAGACAGUCUCGGAGUUCUUCUCCAGCGCAAUCGCGACCCCAGCCGCGCGCCGCGACGCGGAGACGCAGCUGGACGCCCAGGAGGGCGGCUCGGUCCGCGCCGAGGACGCGGCUUACGCGGAGGGCGCCGCCGGAGCGGACGAGGGGGAGGGCGAUGGGCUCGGCGGAGACCGAAGGCCCUCCGCAGUCCCGACGAUGGUGGUGUCUAUCUCGUCCGAGGCCACGACGCUUCUCGACUCUCUCCUCCACGAGGACGCAGCUGCGAGCCACGACCUGGGCGCCCCUGCCUUCCUUCUCGCUGGCGGCGCUCAGCCGCUGAAGCGGCCGCUGCGAUGGAUUCAGGACGGACUCGAGGGCGUCGUCAUGGAAGUCCCCAUUCCUCAAAUCGCCUCCUCUGCGAACCUCUUGCGCACAGUGAACAUGACGGGGCUGCGGAUGGUGCUGUUCGAUGCGCUGCAGGAGCCGUCGUCAGCAGCAGACGCCGAGGCGCGCCCGCGCCCGCCUGCGCUGCCGUCGCCGGCGGCCGCGGGGUUCGGAGCCACGGAGCGCAGCAGCCCGUUGGACAGCGCAGUUCCGAUGAAGGGCUUCAUCGAACUGUACCUGAACAACCCGCUGGGGAAGCGCCUGGCGCUGCGCAUGUCCGCGAUUGUUCUCGACGUCGCGCUCAGCGUUGAGCUGCCGGUGGAGGCGGCAGCGGUGCCAACCCCGGGCGGCACCGUGCGACCUGUCUUCGCCGCGGAUGCGCCCAACAACCGCAGCGGCGAGACGCGGCGCGUCGUCGUCGGGCGACUGCGGACUCAGCUGCGCGAUCUCCAGUCCGAGGCCGUAGGGCACCUUUUCGCGGAGGCGGAGGUGGGUGCGGAGCCGUUCAACGCGUCGGUCCUUCGGCUGGUUGUGCCGCUAGACGUGCCGCUGCAACUAGAGGGCGACGGGAGUGCGUUUGGUGAGUUUGUCGGCGCGUUCAUCGAGCAAGAGAGAGUCGAGAUGUUCGUCUCGGGGUUCGCAGACACCACCGUCCACACGGGCUUCGGCGACGUGCAGAUUCGCAACGUCGACGUGACUGCUUCGGUCCGCCUUCAGGGGCUGGAUGGCCUCAAGGGUUCCACGCUGCGCAGCUUCGAGAUCCGCGGCGUCGGGCGCCUCGCGCCCUUCCUCUUCGCCGACGAGACGCCGGCGCUCGAGGCACCGGAGGCUGCAGCUCCAGAACGCGCCGACGCCUGGAGCGAGGGUGCGCACGCCGAGGAUGCGGAGGCGGGCACGGGGGAGCCCUUCGCCCCCUCGAGGCGUCUGGCGGCAGAAGAGCGUGCGAAACAGAGAGAGAGAGAGGGGGAAGAAGGACUUCUCCUCACCGUCACGGCGCAGAUGCGGAACCCGUCUGAGGCGACUGUCGAAAUGGGCGCUGUCGAGCUUGACCUUAUUCACCUCGGGACGACCGUCGGCCGCAUGCGCGGAGCGAAACUCUUGCUCGCCCCUGGAGACAACUUCCUGAACCUCACUGGUGGCAUAAUUUUGAAUCGCGGGACAGAGCACGCAGUGUCUUCGCUGUUUUCGCGGGCGAUAUUGAACCAAGACCUCGACCUGUCUGUCGCGGUCUCACACACGUCGGCGCCUUCGCACGGGGAGGGCGGCGAGCGCGUGCGGGCGCCGCGGUGGCUGGCGCAGGCGCUGCGGCGGGCGAAGAUUCUCCCUGACAUCCCGCCGCUGGCGAAGCUGAUCCCAGGCAUGGAUGUCCGCACGCUGCUGGAGGACUUCUCGCUCGACGCACUCACGGUCGCGGCGGCCGGCGCCCCUGAGGCCGCGCCCGCCUCACUCGUCUUCGAAGCAGACACCAAGGUCCGUGCGAGAAAUCCCCUGGGUCACGCGCGCCUGCCGAUGCAAGUCGAGUCUGUGUCCUUCGCGGCCGCCGUCACCGACCUCCAGGGGCAGCCCGUCGGGCGGCUCUCGCUACCCGACACCCCCGCGACCACGCAGGUCAUCCUCGCGACUGCGACUGCGACUGCGGCUGCUGCCCAGCGAACAGACGCCGCACCAACGGACGCCGCGCAGUCGUCGCUCAUGGACGUCUACAUCAAGAUUGAAGGCUCGGAACUCGUCCUGGAAAACGGGGGCUUGGGCCUGGGGCAGACUGUGAGGGCGUACCUGCGACACCCGGCCGGGGGGCUGGGUCUGGUGGUUGCGGGCGAGGCCUCCGUGCGGCUGAGGAUUGGCGACAUUGCGGCACUGCACAUUCGCGGCUUGCCCGUCGAGAGAGAACUCGUGUUUGGCCGCUCAACCGAGCUGAAAGCCGGUUCCCAAGACGUGCGCGGCGCCUUCGCCCCGCGUCUCGAGACCUUCGCGUUCGACGGCGCGCAUCCGCAGGGCGGCGUGUGGGUGACGGCGACGGCCUCGAUGCAGAAUCCUGCACCGGUUCGCCUGCUGUUGCCGCGCCUGGUAUUCGACGUCACCUUCAACGAGACGCUCCUGGGGCACGUCUGGCUCGCGGAUCAAGUCGCGCUGCAGCCGUUCCCGCUGCCGACGCAACUCAGUGUUCGCGGUCACCUCUUCCGGCACGCGACCGCGCGAGGCCUCCACGACUUGAACGCGCUAGUGAAAGCUGCCCUCGAGCAGGUCACGCUGGGCGACGACGCGGAGGCAGAGGGCGAGGAGGGUCGCGGAGACGCGAGGGAGCCCGGGACAGCCGCGCCGGGCGCCUUCGUGACCAUCCGCGUCAACAUCCGCGCCGAUGUGCCAGACUCCCCGCACGGGGGCGACACAGAGCUUCUCGAGGAUGACGGCCUUGCUCUCGCGUAUCCGCUGCGCCUGCCUUCGGCAGAUCGCGCGGCCUUGUCGCUGUCGCCUUCGUAUGCCGGGUCGCAGAGCCUGCCGCAUUGGCUAGAAGUCGGGCUCGACGGCUUUGAGCUGCAGGCGCCGGUGGACGGGCGCCGCAUCCUGUCCGGUGACCUGGUGAAGGAAGUGGUGCUGAAGGCGCUGCUGAUUCGCGUCCAAGAGGGGUCGCUGGCGCCGGUGCUGCUGGACACGCUCCUGCGGCUCAGGCUGCAGAGUCCCUUCGGACCCGACGGGCUCUUGGCCAUUGAAAAGUUCGCCCUCGACGCCGACCUGCGCGACGUCACCCGCGACAGCGUCUUCGGCAAGCUCGUCUCACUGCAGCCAGGCGUCGCGCCCUCCGCCGCGACGGGAAAGGGCGCGCGUGAGGCGUUGUCUGCCCCCCCCGUUGGUGACGGGCGGACUCAUCCAUGCGUUUUUGAACACAGCGUCGACGCGGCGAGCGGCGUCUCUCGGGUCGCGACCUUUGAGGAAGAAGGCGCCGAGAGCGCCGCGCGUGCGCUGCAGCCUUCGGCGGGGACGUGCGCGGUCGACCUGCCGUUCGCGGGCUCGCUGGUCAUCACGGAUUCUGAGGCAUUUGCGGCCUUCGCCGCAUCGGCGGUGGGGAGCGAGGCCGCGUCUUCGCGACAGCCUGGCGCUGUGGUUCGCGUCGAGGGCGGCGCCGGCGUGGCUGUGGAGACUCCGCUAGGCCGUGUGGAGGUGGAGAGAAUCGCCAUUCGGCAGACGCUGCCCUUCUCGGGCAUGCAUGCGAUCCUCAAGCGCCUCAUAAGUGGCGUGCGCAUGGAAGCCUUCGAGGUCAAGCGCGUCGUGCUUGACGACGAAGGCAAAGACCGCAUUCUGUUUUCUGCGCGGGUCCGCCUCGGCGAGGUGGCCGCAGAGGGCGACGCCCAGGCGCAAAGCGAGGCCGAGCGCGCCGCGGAGGCGGCGGCCGUCGAGGCGGUGGAAGUGCAUGCAGGCGACUUGGCCUUCGACCUCAUCGCGAGAGGAAAAAUUGUGGGGACUGUGGCGACAAAGAACGCCGUGGUCGGCGACCUCAGCUCGGAGCAGCGGCGAGGCAGAGAACUCCUUGUGGAGGGCGAACUCUUUGAUGACUCGAGCGCGAGAGGCACGCCCGACUCCGGGAUCCUCCAGCUCAUGCGAGAUGCUGUCGGCAGCGACAGACAAGUCCACUUCCUCAUCAGAAGCAACCGACGCAUGCGGGAAGGCCAAACCAAGCCCCUCUGGCUCCUCGACGCCAUCGACCAGAUGCAACUCAGACCGUCGCUCUCCGGCAUUGAUUCGGCUCUGAGCCUAGUUCAGGGCAUGCAGCUGCGGUCGUUGGCGAUCGCGGUUCUGGACUCGACACGGAUCGCGACAGACGCGACAGUGAGCGUCACGGCGCGCAAUCCACUCGGGAAGGACGCGAAAAUCGAGAUCGAGGAGUUCGCUGCGGACAUCAAGCUCUUUUCGCCGGCAGUCGCCGCUGCGCCUCGUCGCCGCAGCAGCGUCUCCGGGGCCCCGCGCCGGUCGCUUCGCCCCGCGCGGCUCUCGCCGGCCGCCGCGUCGUCGUCUGACGAGCCGAUAGCGUUCCUGCGCCUGGCGUCCCGUGUGCCUGCCGGUCAGCGCCAGGAGGGCGAGACGCUGCACCUCGAGCUGCCGCUGAGCCACGCCCGGUUUGGCGACGUGUUGGAACUCGCAGAGGACGGCUCCCGGUUUGGGGACUACGUCGCGGCGGUUGUGAACGACGAGGCAGGCCCGACGCCCUACGAGGCGACGGUUUUCGCCAGGGUCUCGACGCCCUUCGGAGCCUUCGCGGUCGAGGGCCUCAAAGUCCGCGCGGCCGCCGACCUCCUGCAGAUCGCCGCAUCGGGCUCGGGGCCGCGCCCGGCCGCGGAGACAGGCGGAGCGGCGGCGGCGGCGCCAGCAGGCGAGGGCGGCGGGGAGGCUGCAGGAACUGGCGGCGGGCUGCUGGAAGACAUCAAGUUCGAGCUGCUUGACCUCAAGUUCCGCGGCGAGAAGGAGACGCGGGCGCUGGACUCGGGGGCGGCGUUCGACGCGGUCGUCGCGCUGCAUUUGCCUCUGGACCUGUCCCUAUCGCUUGGCUCGCUUGCCUUCCAAGUCGAGAUCCCUCACACGCCGGAUUUCUCGAAGCCAGCGGACCCGGAGGCGCGGGCGGCGGCGCCGGCCUCGUUCCUCGGCUCGCUGACGCUGGCAAACCUCACGCUACGCCCUGGAGUCUCGAAGCUGGAAGUUACCGGCCUCUUAGAUCCCGCAGCGGCCGACCUGCCCCAAGUCUCCGCCUUCCUCUCCGCGGCCGUGCAAGGCGCGUCGCCGCACGCGCGGAUCCUCGGGCAGCGCGUGGAGAUGAAGGGUGGCGUGCCACCGCUGUGGCUGUCGAAGACGGUGAGUGCGAUGCGCCUGUGGGUCGCGAUGCCCGCCGCGGGCCUCGACGCGUUCGUGGCCAGGUCGUUCGCCAACAUCUCGCUGAAGAACGUCGGACUCUCGGCCGUCUCCGAGGCUGUCCGCGGCCGCGACGACGUGGUCGCCCUCAGCGCCGACGUGACGGCGGCGCUGAACAGCCCGUUCGGCGAGGGCUCGCGGCUCAUCGUACGCCGCGUCGGCGUCGAUGUCGAGCUGAAGCGGCGUCGGGAGCCCGCCACGGGGGGCAGCAGCGAAAGACCGGCUGCAGCCGACGCGGAGAGGCACGCCGCGCGGCGCCUGCAGGCGAGUGAAGGUGACGCACCGGCGGGGACCAGUUCGUCCUUUUCCGCGCUGUCCCUCUCGUCGGUCUCGCCGGUGUCGGAGGCGGAGCUGGAGACGGUGGGGCGGCUGGUCUUGGAGGACUUGCCGCUGCGGCAGGUCGGCGAGGAGGUUCACGUCCAGCUGGCGGACGCGUUGCUUCGCUUCGAGGACGAGGGCAGCGCGUUCGCGAAGCUCGCGCUGGCGCUGAUGCAGGCGUCCAAGUCGCUGUCGGUCUACGUGCGGGGGUCCGCGUCGGUCGUGUUGGAGACGGCGCUGGGCGAGUUGGAUUUGCGCGCGGUGCCGAUUGCGCUCGACGUGCCGGUUGACGGCAUGGAGAUCUUUGAGGGGCGCACGCUGGAGCAUCUCUCCGAGGGCGCGCUGGAGCAUCUGCGCGUGACAGACUUCGAGGAGGAAGACGUUCAGGCCUUCCACCUCUCCACGCGGCUGGUGAUUGAAAACAGCCACGACAUCGCCGUGCACCUCGGCCCCAUGGCCUUCGACGUGACCUACGAGGACGCGACGAUCGCGGCGGUCGUCCUGCCUGACUUCGCGAUGCUCCCCGGCCGAAACGAAGUCCGCCUUGAGGGCGUGGUCAAACCCGACGCGCUGGACGCCUUCAACAGACUCGCCUCCUCCUUCUUCCUCCAGAGUCAGUACACAGUCGGCGUGAAAGGCACCCCCACGUCGUCCCUUGCCUCGUCUGCCGCCUCGUCCGCCGCGUCAACUGCUGCCUCGUCUGCUGCGCCCGCGCCGGGCGGCGACGUGAGUGAGGCGGCGCUGCUGGCGAUUGCGCGCGCGGGCAUCCAGGGCCGCGCGCCUCAUUGGCUGCGCGAAGUCCUCGCGAAGGUCCAGUUCUCCGUCCCCGUAUCCGGCGCGUCCAUGUUGGGCUCCGCGACCGCAGCAGGGGGGGGAGCGGGCGCGCGCGCCGGAGACGCCGAGGCGACCGUCAACGACAUGGUGAAGCGCGUCGAGCUCGUCAGCAUCGACGUGGAUUUUAGCGGGCCGCGUGACCCCUUCGUCUCCGGCGAAGUACAAGUCUUCUACGAACUCCCCGAAAAAUUCAAAAUCCGACACGAGGUGGAGACUUUGUCGAGUGAAAUGACGAUCUUCCGGCAGCAGGACGCGGGAGGGAACCUGACGCGGCUCGGCUCGGUCGAGGUUAAGGACCUCGUCCCGCUGCAGGCGCGCCCGUCCACGUCCGCGUCGCCGUCGCGCGGCCUCGCUGCGGCGUCUGCGCUGUCGCAGAGACCUUCGGGCCUCGCUGCAGGGCGGCGCGAGGCGGCUGGCGACGAGGAGGCAGGUUCGGAGGAGCUGCGCGUGCACUUCAACGACAUGCGCCUCCGCGUCCACUCUGACCAGGCCAUGGCGGACGUCAUCUUCGCGAUGGUCAGCGACUCUGGCGAGCUGGAAGUUCUCCUCAGGGGCCACGCGAACUUGAGACUGAAGACUGCCGUCGGCUCGCUCGACCUCAGCCGCGUCCCCGUGAACCUGAAAAAGAGCUUCAAAUGCAUCGGGGGCUUGGAUCCAGAGACGGUGAAGAAUGCGUUUCAGAUGGAGAACUUUGGCAUCCAGGCCGGCAAAGCACACGGUUUGUUGGCGUCUGCGGACUUGCGGCUGUUCAUGCCGAAGGCAGUCGAUCAGUUCACGGUUCGACUGGGCAAGGUGACCCUGGAUCUUUUUACGCCGGUCUCGCGCGAGAAGCAGGAGCAACUCGGCGACUUUACGACGCUCUCCGCGGCGGCGCUCAAGCUUGUGGAGCCGCAUCCCGAGUUCGGCUACGUCGUCCAGGCAGGCAUGGUGCAGAUCGCGGACAUGUUUGUGCCGUCGAAUCGGCGCGGGCGCUUCAGGAGGCCGCACGUGGAGGUCGGGAGCGCCGCGGCUGGCGCGGCUGGCGCCGGCGACCCGUUUGAGAGCGCCGCGGCGGAGCUCGAGGCCGAGGCGGCGCGGGCGCGGCGCGCCGCGGUUCAGCGCAAAGAAGAUGACGGCUGGCUGGUCGGGAAGGCUGUGCUGCUGCGGCCCGUUGUCGACGUCGCGGGCGAAGAAGUUGCCAUUGGCACACGCGUGAUCAUGAGCAACUACAUGAACGGCCGCCCCAGCAAGCUGGUCAUCCGCGGCUCCUCCGAUAGCUCACAGAACCCGAUCCUCGCCGCUUUCUUGGAAAAAGUGGAAGUGCAGGUCGACCUUCCCGGCACGCAGCAAAAACUCAUCAAGGGCGUCAAGAUCUCCUUCAGGAACGGAAGGAACGAGGCUGACCCCAUGUCGGCGGUCAACUCCCUCCUCGCGCCGGUAAAUCCCGGUGGAGGUGCGAAUUUGCUGGUUGGGCUACCCGACCUAACUCGCGGACCCAUACAGCUACGAGGUCUUCCCUCCUUCAACUUCUUCGUGCCCGUGAUCGAGGCCGUGUCCAUCUAUGAGAAUCCCGUGAAGGUGCCGAUCAAGUUCUUCUACGCCGACAUCGAGACCUUCUACGAGGGACAGUCUCUGGGCGGCGUGGUGAUUGACAAGAACGACAAGCCGGACGUGAUUCCGCCGAUGCAAGUAUCGCACUCAACUCCCGUGCGUAUCGUCCCCAAGCUGCAAAAUACCAGCGCAGCGCUCGCCAUCGUCCGGAACAUUGUCUCCCGCGCGCGAAAGGAUGUCUCUAUCGACGCUAAGGGCGAGGUUCGCAUUGGCAUUCAGGACUUCCGCAUCGCAUUGGACGUUGAUAUGCAUGAUCUCGAAGUGACGUUCUAA